AUGUCGUUUCUCAGAAAACACCUCAACAACAUUUCCCAUAGUCCCCUUUCUACCCUCCGCCGUUUCUCAAACCUUACCCCUCCCCCCACCUCCGCCACCUCCUACGACACCCUCGCCGCCAACUUCGCCACCUCCGGCGACUUCACCUCCCUCCACUCCAUCCUCAACAAACGCAUCCAACACGGCUUUUUCAACACCAAACACACCUUCAAUUUCAUCACCAACUCAAACUUCACACCAUCCCUUCUUCAAAACCUCAUCACCACCCUCUCUCGUCUCAAUCCAGGAUUCACGCGCCGUAACGCGUUUGAUUCACUCAUCACGCGCCUCUGUAAGCUUCGCCUCAUCGAGGACGCACUUACUGUAGUCCAAUCCAUGUCGCGUGUGGACGACAUGGAUAAUGAACUUAAAGCAUGUACUUUUCAUCCAAUACUAAGUUUUUUAACUAGAGUUAAGUCACUCGACCAGGCUAAACGCGUGGUCGAGGUAAUGUCUGAACUUGGUGUGCCGUUAGACUUAACGGCACACAAUUAUUUUCUUAUGACUUAUUGUUAUGUUGGUGAUGUGGAAGCGGCGGUUACGGUUUUGAGGACGAUGGAGGAGGAGGGUUUUUGUUUUGAUUCGCGAACUUAUGACGCGCUUGUGUUAGGCGCGUGUAGGAAGAGGAAUGUGGUUGGAGCUAUGGUGUUGGUGAGGAGGAUGGUGGAUGAUGGAGCUCCGAUGUUGUAUUCGACGCAUAUGUUUGUGAUCGAAGCGUUGGUGAAGAGGGAUUUGUUUGAACAAGCUUUGAGUUAUGUGAGGUGUUUUAGUGGGAAAGAUAAGGGUUUGGAUUGUGAGCUUUUUGGUUGUUUGGGUGGGAAGCUUAUGGGGAUGAGUAAGUUGAAAGAGGCUAUGUUGGUUUUGAGGGAAAUGGAUGAAAAGGGUUUGAAAAUGUGUAAGAAUGUGAGAGAGUUUUAUGAUAUGAAUGUUGGAGUUGAAAAUGAUGAUAAAUUGUUGGAGUAG
Molecule: messenger RNA, 1002 nt
Organism: Medicago truncatula (barrel medic)
Lineage: Eukaryota; Viridiplantae; Streptophyta; Magnoliopsida; Fabales; Fabaceae
Product: pentatricopeptide repeat-containing protein At2g40240, mitochondrial
Exons: 1
Coding region: 1-1002 (333 amino acids)
Molecular function (GO): protein binding
Source: RefSeq, a predicted model, not a curated record